GUGGCCGUCGGCUUGUAAUCUUAGGGAACAAUGCAGACGUCUAUCUGUUGUUGCCACUCUACGAAAAGGUUGCAUUUAUGUUUUCUGUCACAAAUGAACAUUUAAUGUAGUCUGGCACGCGCGCUAGCAUUUCAAGUUAGUUCUUUGGACUGAGCGGUUUGACGAAUCUGCGGAACCAGUAACGAAGCUUGUCAAUGACGUCGUGAUGGCUACAAAUUGUAGUUUUUGACCCAGACACAGCAACUAUUCCAACGUAAAGAUUGUUUCCAGUGUAAACAACUGACAAUGGGUGUCAAAACAGUUUACACAAUGUUACACGUCCCAACAGAUGUAUAAUAACCAAGGUUGUGGUAGUUUUAAUGGCUACCGAUCGGUUUUCCUGGUUAGCUAGCAGAGGCAGGGUCAAAACCAGGCAAAGGUCAUGAAUCCCCAACCGCGUGUAGAGUAUAACACUGUAUUCCCUUUAAAUGCCAUAAGUGGACACGACACUAUACUUACCAACGCUGAAGCUGUGAAUGUAGUGUAAAAAUAUGUACUUGUAUCUUUUAGCUGAAAACGUGACGUCGCCAGCGUAAGACACCGCGAGAAUACAUUCAUGAAACAAUUGUAAAGGGACAUCAGAUCUCGCGAGAUUUUAUUGAAUUGUGGAGAAACACUCAUUCAACCUGACUUUCCCUGACAAGUGCCACGUUUCACGGCGGAAUAUUUAUAUAUUAAACACAAUAUAUUUGUAUUUGCACGAAUACAAAUAAUCAACACCAUGCAUCAACCGGUCCUGUAGGAGGCGCUGUGGUCAGGUCCAGCGCAAGACCCUAUGUGCAUGCGCACCAACGUACUAUCGCGUGCUAGCGAGUACAGUCAUGGCAUUUAGCAACCAAGCAUCGAUUGCCUUUUAGAUCCGUGUUUAGUAGUUUUGAAGAUAGUGUUGAUUUCCUAACGUAAAUGUCACCAUGGCCAGCCCUGCUGCUCGCAUAUAUCGAAGGUUGGAGGGUUUGUUUUGUGUCUACAAACCCUCUGGUAUCCCAUGGAAACUUGUGAGGGACACCAUCGAGACCAAGCUCCUCAAAGGUUUAGAUGCUUCGCCAUCGCUGCCUCUUCCUCAGCAGAUCCGCUUUUUGCCACAACCAGGCAGCGACACCCUGACACCCAAGGGACUGUCAGCAGUCUCUGUCCCCAUCCUGUCCAAACACCCUCUGGUAACUGGGCCUGAAUUCAAGAAACUUCGAGUUGGUGUUGGGCAUCGCUUGGAUACAUUAUCUUCUGGUGUUCUGGUUCUUGGUGUUGGGAAUGGAAACAAAGUGCUGAAUGACCUCCACAACUUGCCAGUUACAAGGGAUUACACACUGGAGGGCGAGUUCGGGACUGCUACAGAUGACUUCUCCCACACAGGACGUGUUGUGGAAAGAUCCACCUAUGAUCAUAUAACGCAAGAUAAGCUGGACAGAGUUUUGGCAAUGCUGCAGGGAGCAAAUCAGAAGGCCUUGUUAACAUACGCCAACGUAGACAUGCGUUCACAGGAAGCCUAUGAGAUGGCCGUGCAAGGCCAACUCGGCCCAGAGGGGAAGUCGCCGCCGAUUUUAAUGGGCCUAAGGUGCAUUCGCUUCCAGCCUCCCAACUUCACUCUGGAGGUACAGUGCCUCAACGAAACGCAAAAAUACCUCCGCAAAGUGGUGCACGAGAUCGGACUGGAGUUGCGCAGCACAGCCGUCUGCAAGGGAGUUCGCCGCACGAGAGACGGCGUCUUCACUCUGCAGGAGGCUCUAACCCGCGACCACUGGACUCCCAGUGAUGUAGUGGGUGCCGUCCGACAAUACCACGCUGUUAAGAAGAACAAAUUAUCCAAUCACCGAUCAAGGACACACGAGUACAAAACCCAGAAUCAACAAGACGACGAUGCCGGAGAAGAAAUGCAUUCAAGAUGAAGCACUAUUAAUUAGUUAUGCUGGAAAGGAGAUGUGACAGUCGUGAGAUCAGAAUUUGAUCACUAUUUUGCUCUGUUGUUGGGCGCCGUGUCAACAUUUGCCUGCCACAAAAGCUCCAUUGGAGGGCUGAUGAUGUCAUCACAUAGUUGUCAUGCUCUCCAUACCACCGAGGGGCUUGUUGUCCUAAGAGUGAACACCGUUGGCUUUGUCAGUCUGGAAGUACGCCCAUGAAAACACAAAUCAAGUCGAAAAACAAAAAGCGGUUUGUCUGGAGGUUUAUUAAGCAGUUAGAAGGUUAUUUUGCAACACAAGUCUGUGGAAAAGUACAAUUUACACCAUUGUGUCAAUGUUACCAAUGUUGAUUCGAUCAGGGGUUUAAUGCUGCCGAUACCGAUCAUCCAUGAGUAAAAUCGGCUGAUCGCAAUUUAUGAUGGAGUACUAUUGUGCUAUGCGCUAGCAGUGUCAAAGCGCUUUGAGUGCCUUGAAGGUGGAAAAGCGCUGUACAAGUAAAAGACCAUUUACGAUUGCCCAGGGGUGCCGUAUCAGUGGGAAAUGUAAUUGUUUAUAAAAUUAGUAAUGCACCUCUGAUAUGAAAACAGGAACCAUAAAAUUGCCUUAAUUGAGCCAAAAACACAUUUUAAUAACUUUUUCAAGAGAACAUGUAUCACUUGUGAAACUUCCGGAGAAUGAGAUGCCUUCUGUAAGGAGACUUGCUCUGGCAGGACUUCCAGUAGCACAUAGGUGGGCUCCAAGUGAGGCGGUGCUCGGCUCACCCACUGUCCUCCACUGCUGACAAGGCUGGUGGCUCACAUCCAAUGAAUCAGUUAUUUUUUCGAGUUACUUUCUUAGCCUUCUGACUGUCACGCACAUACAGGCGAGUGUUGUUGUUCGUGCUGCGUUAGCUGGCAUGUGACUGAUCACACUGUGAGCCUCAAAAACUCACCAUACUCCGUCAAGUGUUUGUUCUUCAAUUGCCGUAUUAAAUUAAAGCUACCCCUGCGA
Molecule: messenger RNA, 2924 nt
Organism: Dunckerocampus dactyliophorus (ringed pipefish)
Lineage: Eukaryota; Metazoa; Chordata; Actinopteri; Syngnathiformes; Syngnathidae
Gene: trub2
Product: TruB pseudouridine (psi) synthase family member 2
Exons: 8
Coding region: 951-1922 (323 amino acids)
Biological process (GO): pseudouridine synthesis; RNA processing
Molecular function (GO): RNA binding; pseudouridine synthase activity
Source: RefSeq, a predicted model, not a curated record